AUGGCGGGCCUUCUCGAUCUUGGAACAAGAAUGGCGCACGAAAUGCCAGUUCUGGAGGCAUUUGUUGAUGGAGCAACGCCGGCGAAACGAUUGCGUCUGCCAGCUCAGGAGAUCGAGUCUCUGACGGCUAGAUUCGCGAAACCUCCCAAGCUACGGAAGAAAACCGAGAACGAAGGAACAGUUGCGCCCCCUCUAGAAAUGCAGUGCUUCCCAAACUACGCCGCGCCGCCCAAGAAGGCUAGACUACCGAUAAUGAUGGGCGGAGAGUAUCGUGAUCCGAGAAACUUGACCGUCGUGGUCCCUGCUCCGCCGACCGACCUGUGCCAUCCGACAAGUAGAGUCAUGCUGCAGCCUCUCGAACAUCAAUGGCAGCUACCGUUUAUGAGCGAGGGAGCACCUCCAGCCAAUUGCGCAUUCACGGAAUUACCUCCAGACCUUCUGGUUAUCAAAGAUUUUCCAUUCAGCGAAUCUUAUUCAUAUGUUCAGGAAGAGCCGACACCUUCUGCGAAAUGGAGUAAUCGCGUUGGCAACAUGCGCAAAAUGUUCCGGAGUUACAACUUCUCAGAGACUUACUGCAUCUGGGAGCCGAGCAUCAACCCUCAACCAUUCGAAAUCAGCACUGAGAAGUCUGGUUGGAGUAAGAAUUUUCCUUGUUUUCUCGAAAAGUAAUCGCUGGCUUGAGAUAAUACUUAAUGAAAGCUCAAACGAAAUUUAAAAGGGUUGAACGUUUUUGUAUUAUUCUUUCCCCAAGCAAGGGUGGGAUAUAGUAGCAGACCAAGAUAUCCAAAAAGUUACAGCAAGAAGAGAAUUGAACGAGUUCGAAGCACGCGGAUAUGACGAGCAGUUCGAGCUGAUGAUGUUCGCCAGCGGGGACGAGACAACGACUGGCCGCAGCUCGGCCGUUCAAUUUGUCCAGCAAUUCGUGAUGACGCAGAUGAACAUUCUGCUGCAGAAGCUCUUUCUCUUGGCCAAAGAACGUCAUGCCAAAGCGGCCGGCAUUCAACCUCUGUGAGAAAAAAACUCUUUAGGCAUCCAGAGCCUGACUUUUUACAGGAGCAUCGGCUACGAAGAUCUGAUAACCGUUUGUGCGGGGAACUUGCCGCGUCUCCACCGCUACGUUCAGUUUGUCUUGGUAGCUUUCGCAAUUAUGUCAGAACUAAAGCAUAGUCAAAACUACAGAGAGAAGAUAAACUGAAGAAGAGUAGGACGUUGCGCCAACUGGAAAAAGAUAACCCAAACUUUCGCAACGAUUACAAGAAAUAUCUAUUCCAAAGCUUGACCGUGUCCGACUCGGAGGAUUUUUCCCUCGAGAACAGGUUAGUUCCCAUCUUGAGCCAAUUUUUGUCAAGGAUUAUGUUGAGAUGUCCCCACAUUUAUUCGUCUAUCGACAAAGUGUGCAGCUCUGUCAUGACCCACAUCGUGGUGUCGCAGAGCAAAUCCUUUGUGAACCUCCGUCGGUCGCUCCGAAUUCGACGUCUCAAGAAACGCAACGAAGAACUUUCCAAAAAAGGACGUUCCCUUUUCGCCGAGUUCAAAGAUAUUUCCUUCUGCAGCCGCAGAAACAGCCGGUUUGUUAUUCCCCACAUAUCAAUACUGAUUUUCCAUGUGUUUUGGAGCUUCGCCAGAAUUCAGAUCGACGUUCCGUGCCCUCCGUUUCCACGAACUUAUCGGUUUGCCUCCAUUGGAGACGGACCUCAUCUACCACCUUGAUCAUUUCGCCAUGGAAAUCAUAAGAGAGGUGAUUCGGGAAUCUGAACUAGGUUGAAAGUUCCUCUUCAGCUUGUAUAUGAAGCGUUGUUAGUGCGCGACAAGAAACUGCUGGCGGCGGGCAUCACGACGAACGUCCACGAACCUCUUUGUCUGCAGGACUACGUCGAGGCCAAACAGAAGCUCCUGAGGGCGGCAGGGGAAAACUACAGAACCGGUACGUCUUCUAGAUACAAUAACUAUUCCCCAAGUAGUUAUCAGACACCAAAAACACAUUUAAAAAAAGGCCAGCUGAGCUUUUAUAUUAUUAGACCAAGCAUUCGCGUGAAAGUCUGGAACCAUCCCUACAAUUUUUCAAAUACUUUCCGAAUUAUAAUUAAUAAUCAAGUGCAAUCAAAACAAAUUUGUGCAUGAAAAUAAUUUUGAAAGUUUCUUAGUUAUAAAAGCGUGUAUUUUCAUCUUUUUUUCAUGGGUUCGAAGCUUUUUUUUCUGAUAUGCUGUUGACCAUGUGUUAUAUUCAACUAGUCUCAUUUCAGAAAGCUUCUUGUUCAACAAUUUGAGCGAGAAAAUAGAUACUUAUUACGAAUGGACUGUCGGCGACGAGAGCAACGUAGAAUUGCGAAUGAAAACGAGGCAGUUCGAAGACGUCAACGGCGAAGAAAUCGCCCAGAGCGACGUCGAGAUCGGGUUGCCGAGAAACAGCGAGUUCAUCGACGACGUCAUGACGGCCUUGAGGGCCUUCGGACAACAUCUCCAAAGGGAAGAGGCCGCAAGAAAAAGCAACAGUCCCUGA
Caenorhabditis auriculariae is the source of this 2500-nucleotide messenger RNA. Lineage: Eukaryota; Metazoa; Nematoda; Chromadorea; Rhabditida; Rhabditidae. The record is from the annotation of a GenBank genome assembly.